Messenger RNA from Carya illinoinensis, 1512 nucleotides. RefSeq names its product exosome complex component RRP42. The transcript has 8 exons. The record is from RefSeq and is a predicted model, not a curated record. The coding region runs from base 280 to 1152 and encodes 290 amino acids. Gene Ontology annotation, cellular component: nuclear exosome (RNase complex); cytoplasmic exosome (RNase complex). NCBI's taxonomy places the organism in Eukaryota, Viridiplantae, Streptophyta, Magnoliopsida, Fagales, Juglandaceae. Gene Ontology annotation, biological process: U5 snRNA 3'-end processing; U1 snRNA 3'-end processing; U4 snRNA 3'-end processing.
UUUUCAUUCAUAUUUCUGGUCGGUUACGCCCUAACCUAACCUAAGCUCUCUCACCACCGCUCCCUCUACUUAGCACUGAACACACCUUCCGCCGCUACAGAACACCACCCUCGCCGUCCCUUUGGCAUCUCUGUUGCCGGAAAACGCUCGAAGCUCGUAGAAGAAGCUAACUAAAUUUUCCCUACCAAACAACCUCUAUUCGUACUCUCAUAUAAGUAAGACUGUCAAGAGCAAACCUCCAACACCCCCUCCCCCCAAUUUCCUCUCGAGAAAUGAUAUAUGCGAAGAAUGGGGGGACUGUCUCUUGGAGAGAAGAACUUCAUACAGGGUGGCAUUGCUCAAGAUCUUCGCUCUGAUGGUCGGAAAAGAUUAACUUACCGGCCUGUUUCUGUUGAAACUGGAGUUAUACCUCAGGCAAAUGGUUCGGCAAGAGUCAGGAUGGGGGCAACAGAUGUUAUUUCCAGUGUGAAGGCUGAACUUGGGAAGCCAAGUUCAUUGCAACCUGACAAAGGAAAGGUCUCCAUUUAUGUUGAUUGUAGCCCAACUGCAGCACCAAUGUUUGAGGGAAGAGGGGGUGAUGAGUUGUCGACAGACCUCUCGGUUGCUCUUCAGUGUUGUCUCUUGGGUGGUAAAAGUGGAGCUGGGGCUGGAAUUGAUCUCUCAUCUCUAAUAGUUGUGGAGGGGAAGAUGUGCUGGGGUCUUUAUAUUGAUUGCCUCGUCAUUAGUUCAGAUGGGAAUCUACUGGAUGCCCUAGGUGCUGCCAUUAAGGCUGCUUUGAGCAAUACCGGCAUUCCAAGGGUUCUUGUGGCAGCUGGUGCUUCAGGCGAUGAGCAACCAGAGGUUGACAUUAGUGACGAAGAAUUUCUGCAGUUUGACACAUCAGACAUCCCUGUCAUAGUUACCUUAACAAAGGUGGGUAGGCACUAUAUAGUAGAUGCCACAUCAGAAGAGGAAUCCCAAAUGAGCUCUGCGGUCUCUAUAUCUGUCAACAGGAAAGGACACAUUUGUGGUCUAACUAAACGAGGUGGUGCAGGCCUAGAUCCUAGCAUCAUUCUCGACAUGAUUUCUGUGGCAAAGCACGUAAGUGAACAGCUAAUAAACAAGUUGGAUUCUGAGAUAGCUGCCGCUGAAGCUGGUGAAGAUGAUUCAUGACAUAUUUAGAACCUCUGAUGCCAUCAUAGUUGGUACAUUUGAACUUAUAAAAAAAAAGGGGUUGGUACAUUUGAACAGGACUGUGCUCUAUGUAGAAUUUUUGAUAAAUUACCUGGGGGAUGAAAGAUAGAAUGGUAUGUUGCAACCCCAAUUUUCAGAGCUGUGCAAUCUAAUUUUGCUUGUUCCAGUGCCUGGUUACCAGUUUGUGAUAGUUUGAUCCUUCGCUUGUUUUGAGCGGUGGUGGUGAGUUCUAAAGAUUAAUUCCCAGCUAGUAGAUUAGCAUUUGCUGUAUUAUUGUUCUGUUGCGAACAUAUAUAUUGUUUUCUGUUGUUUUGAAAUUGGAACAUUCGCUUGGCAUAA